AUGCAGGUGCGUCAGUCUUCUCUGAGGUCGUUCAUCGGAGUGGUUCCCCAGGACACGGUUCUCUUCAACAACACAAUCCGCACCAACAUUCGCUACAGCCGAGUCACAGCGAGCGACGAGGAGGUGGAGCGAGCUGCCAUGGCUGCCGACAUACACACCAGGAUACUGGAGCUACCUCAGGGAUAUGACACGGAGGUGGGGGAGCGAGGUCUGAAGCUCAGCGGGGGGGAGAAGCAGAGAGUGGCGAUCGCUCGAACCAUACUGAAAGAACCUCGGAUCAUUCUGCUGGACGAGGCCACGUCUUCACUGGACACCCAGACUGAGAGGAACAUCCAGGCUUCACUGGCCGAGGUCUGCACCAACAGGACGACUGUCGUGGUCGCACACAGGUUGUCCACUAUUGUCGGCGCAGACCAGAUCCUGGUGGUCGACAACGGACAGAUAGCGGAGAGAGGAAGACACGAGGAGCUGCUGAUGCAGGGAGGUCUGUACGCAGCCAUGUGGAAGAAACAGCAGAAAACUCACGACACGCAAACAGAAACACAGACGGAGAAUCAGACUCAGGACACAAUGCGCUGAUCUAUGUUUUUAUUCCAUACUCAUAGUUAUACACAUACUUGAUUUCUCUCAUAUGUGAUGUUUUGUCAUUUCAUGUAUCUGCACCCACUGUUGACUCUGCAGAAAGAGAAACCAUGCAGUUGGUCACAAAAUGAUAACAUUGACACUGUGAGAUCAUCUGGUCUUUGAAACCUGGUCUUGUGUUCCCUUGCAAAUAAACUGCCUUUUCAAUUACGGUUCAAGGAAAAA
Gymnodraco acuticeps is the source of this 807-nucleotide messenger RNA. RefSeq names its product ATP-binding cassette sub-family B member 6, mitochondrial-like. Gene Ontology annotation, molecular function: heme binding; ATP hydrolysis activity; ATP binding. The record is from RefSeq and is a predicted model, not a curated record. Bases 1 to 579 code for a protein of 192 amino acids. Lineage: Eukaryota; Metazoa; Chordata; Actinopteri; Perciformes; Bathydraconidae. Gene Ontology annotation, biological process: heme transport; transmembrane transport. The transcript is spliced from 6 exons.